Closterium sp. Naga37s-1 is the source of this 3762-nucleotide messenger RNA. The record is from the annotation of a GenBank genome assembly. NCBI's taxonomy places the organism in Eukaryota, Viridiplantae, Streptophyta, Zygnematophyceae, Desmidiales, Closteriaceae.
AUGGCCGUGCCUCGGUUGGUGCACUCAAGUUCGCGAGCAGCAACAGUGCAACUUCCUCCUCGUUUCCACCUUCUCUCCUCUCCCAACCACCCCUCCUGCCCCAUCCUCUCCUCCCGCACCCGCUCCUCCUUCACAGGAAGAGCAUUCGCUGCGCCUAUCCCGCCAGCAGAAGCGUCAGCGCAUGCUGCACCUGGCGGCUGCCGCCCUUCCCACCUGCAAACACCCCCCCACCUUUACCCCCCUCCCGCUCCCCCCCUGCAGGAAGAGCGUUCGCUGCGCCUAUCCCGCCAGCAGAAGCGUCAGCGCAUGCUGCAGCGGGCGGCUGCCGCCCUUCCGCAGCUGGCGCAGCGCGUGUCAGAAACGCCUCGCUUCCGAUUGGACGAUUUUCUGGCAGCGCUUGACAGCCUGGCAGCGCUUCGGGGGAAGCUGAGAGUGGCUUUUGAGGAGCAGCAGAGGGAAGAGGAGGACGAGGAGGAGGAGAGGAGGGUGGAGGAGAGGAGAGGGGAGGGGAGGAUAGUGGAGGAGGAAGGGACGAGGGAUGAGUGUGGAAUGGAGGGGAAGGAAGGGAAGGAGGAAGAGGAGGGGGGAGAGGAAGAGGAGGGGGCGGAGGGGGGGGAAGGGGAGGAAGAGGAAGUGGAGGAAAAAUUGGCAAAGGGAGGGGUACGGAAAAGGCUACAUAUGGGCAAGGGGGGAGCAGAGGGGGAGGAGAGCGAGGAGGAGACAGAUGAGAAAAUUACUGCAGCAGACGGCACUACUGUGACUGUGUUUUCUGCUACUGCUGCUGCUGUCCCCGUGCUUCAAUGGGAUGUGCUUAUAAGCGUGGAGGCUGUUAUAGAGGAUGCGCUGAUGCUGCUGGAAGACGAGUUUGAAGCGACUCUCUCCAAACACGGCAAGCCCCUGGACCUCCCAACGCUCAAGUCUGCCCUUCAUGCCCAGAAUUUUGCUACUGCAGCUGCUGCUGGUGCUGCCAGUGCUGGUGCAGGGGCAGCAGGGGGGACGCCCUCUCUCCGCACGCGUAGAGCUACAGGCAUCACCCCCAUCACCACCCGUUUCACUCGCACCUCCUCAGACUUCUCCCUUGCUGCUGCCGCAUCUGCUAGAGGCAACACCAGCACAACCCCCACCAACCCUAGUAACUCCUCCAAGUACCCUGAACACGCCCUUAUUAGCCCGCUUGCUCACCGCGGCUUACCGUCUGCCUCUGCGGCUGCCGGCUUUGCUGCUGGUGCUGGUGUUGCCCGUAGCCCUACUCUUAGCAGCAGCAGCAGCAGCGCCAGCAGUACCGGUUUCUUGUCCCAGGACCAAUCAGGGCAUUUGAAUUCUGCUGCUGCUGCUGCUGCUGCUGCUGCUGCUGCUGCCGCCGCUGCUGCUGCUGCUGGUGCUUCUGGUGGUCUUUUGCCAAUGUAUUCCGGACCCCUUCCCUCCACAGCAGCUUCUAACUCACCCUACGCAUCCCCUUACACCUCCGGUUACAUUCCCCAUAACGCUUAUGCUUAUAACGCGGUUGGUUCUUCUUCCUUCUCUGCCUCUCCCUCCUCCUCGUCUGCCUCUCCCUAUGCGCGCCCCACUCCCCCCCGCAUCACCAUACCUAUCCAUCCGGACGAGGACGACGCCGAGCCUGAUGCCAACGACCUCCCGAACCUGACUCCUGGUUCGGCAGCCAGGUCCGGGGGCGCCAAGCCAGGGCAGGAGGCUCGGCCGUCUACAGGGCAGGAGGAUAAGAGGAGAAGCAGGCAGCCUAUCAGGGCUAUUAGCAACAUCGUUUACGGCAGCAGCAGCAGCAGCAGCAGCAGCAGCAGCAGCAGCACCACCACCACCACCAUUAGCAGCAGCAUGAAUAACAUCAGUACUCCUAGCAUAACGAGUGGCACGGUUUGUCUCGACCUGAAGGAGCGCAGCAUUGCUGAGCUGGAGGCCAUGGCGUGGAGCCAGCUGGAGCCCACCAUCAAGACGUGGCUGAGGGAUGCUAACAUUCUGAUCCGAGUGUUACUGGAGGGAGAGCGCCUCCUCUGCGAGGCAGUCCUGGAGGACGCCCCGGAGCUCGACGCGGGCGGCGUGUAUCGGCAGCUUCUGUCGGCGUCGCCCUGCGUGGAGGGCUCGGUCGGCAAGCUGGUCGGCACGGCUCGUUCCAUUGCGGGGCUGACGCGGUCCCCUGAGAAGGUGUUCAGCUUCAUGGAGAUGUUUCGGGUGGCAACUGGGCUGAGGGAGCAGGUGCAAUCCGUGCUGAUAGCAGCAGCAGGGGUGGGAGGAGGUUCCCUCUGGCCGCAAUGGCAGGCCCUCCCGGCCCUCCUCGCCUGUGCUGUGUUUGGGACGAUAGACGAGCUCAGCAGCACGCUGAGGGAUGUGGAUGGGCUUACUCCUGCUGCCAUGCCCUCUCCCGUCGCUCCCAAGAAGAAGCUUCUCAGCAGGAUAAUCUCCUGGAAGGCGCAGGAGGUGAAGAGCCAGAGCGGGGAGGACGUGGACGUGUCGGUGCAUGCGGUUACCAGCUACGUGGUCAACUACAUUGGGCAGCUGUUGGACAGAACCUCUCGAGCCAACUACUGCGCUGUGUUGGAGGAGAUCUACCAGAGCCACGGAGCCGACCAUUUGAAAGAGCCCGGCAGCAGCAGCAGCAGCAGCAGCAGCAGCCAGCAAUUGGGUCAUGCGCCACAGACGCCUGUGCAGGGAGCAACAGGGACGCCCAAGGAGUUGAAUUCUCCUGCUCCUGCUGCUGUUGCUUCUGCCGCUGCCACGGCUGCAGCUGUUGCCACCCCAGGUGGCCCUUCCGACUCGCAUCCUGCCCUAGAUUCUGCCUCUGCUGCUGCUGGCAGUGGUGGUUUGAAUACCGCACCAGAAACUCCCAAGGAAAAGGCUCGGGAUAGUCAGAAUGCUCUUGGUGGUGGUGGCAGUGGCGGUGGCAGCGUUGUCAGUGGCGGUGGGAAGAAGGGCAAGGCGGCGGGUGGGCGGCAGAGGAAGAGGCAGCUGGGGGCGGACAUGGAGGCACUGUUGGAUGCGCUCUAUUUCAACAUGGAGGCGCGCGGGAGGACCAUUGCCGAUGGUCCCCUUGCUGCACUGUUUGUGCUGAAUAACGCCAACUACAUCGCUUCUUCCAUCUCCUCGGGUCGAAUGCGGGACGCCAUCCGCCACUCCGACCGCCUGGCGGACUACGAGUCAGCUUUUGAGAGAGCAGCGCUGUGCAAGCUGCUGGCGUGCUUGGAGCCAUUGGAAGUGAGCGCCAAGAUGAGUGCCGACGGCGUCAAGCAGCGGUUGAAGCGGUUCAAUGCGGUGUUUGAGGAGGUGGCACUAGAGCAGCGGCGGUGGCUCGUGUUGAGCGACAGCUGUCGUAAGGCCAUGCGUGUGCGCUUCGCAAAGGUCAUCAAGGGGUCUUACAUGGACUUUCUCACGCCUCACAGGGAAAUAAUCUCGGACAUCCCGACGUACCAUUGGUCCCCGGAUGGAGUGGAAAGAAUCAUUCUCAAGAAAUCAACAACCACUCAUUUCACGCCGCCUUCCACGGUCCUUUUCGAACCUCCGGCGUUCCGCAGUUGCUGCGCUGCACUUCCACUCCGCCCGUUUCUCCGGUUCCCCGUUUCCCCCGUUCCCCCGGGUCCGCUUCUUCCGCGCGCCAUGUCUUCCGCCAAAUCCGCCGGAUCUUUCCUCCGCUUCAUCCCGCCGUCGUACCUUCCGCAGCGGAUGGACGUGCGUAGCGCCGUUACAUGGGGAACGACAGGAGUCGUCGGCGCGCUGUGGCUGAUUCAGCCCUUUGGUUGGAUCAAGGACCAG